Messenger RNA from Ogataea parapolymorpha DL-1, 3255 nucleotides. RefSeq names its product High-affinity potassium transport protein. The transcript has a single exon. Gene Ontology annotation, cellular component: plasma membrane. Gene Ontology annotation, molecular function: high-affinity potassium ion transmembrane transporter activity. The coding region runs from base 1 to 3255 and encodes 1084 amino acids. Lineage: Eukaryota; Fungi; Ascomycota; Pichiomycetes; Pichiales; Pichiaceae. The record is from RefSeq and is a predicted model, not a curated record. Gene Ontology annotation, biological process: intracellular potassium ion homeostasis; potassium ion import across plasma membrane.
AUGUUUGGUACCAAAACGUUCUGGUUCAAAGCACGAAAACGAAUAUACCACGUUCAAGCCAAACUAGGACCAAUAGUAAGAAAAUUGAUUCCCAACUUCUUGGUAGCACAUUACACAUAUAUCGUAUUUUGGUGCAUAAUUGGCUCCAUUUUGAUAUACCCAAAGAAGAACAUCAAAUACAUUGAUGCUUUGUUUUUCGCUGCAGGAGCGUCGACCCAAGCGGGACUGAAUACCGUGGACACGAAUAAUCUGAGCUUAUACCAACAGAUAGUUAUUUACUGUGUGACCAUGUUGACAACUCCAAUAUUCAUCCACUCGGCCAUCGUGUUUUUGAGGCUUUUCUGGUUCGAGAAAUCAUUUGAUGACAUUAAGGAAAAGUCAAUGCAAAAUUUCAAGAUGCGUCGAUCCGCAACUCUCGCUCAGUUCAGAACACAGACAAUGGAUACUUCUAGGAGUAUACAUCAAAACAGAACCAAUACCACUGGCUUUCACAAUAAAGAUUACAAUACUCACAAUGCUUCUGAGGAUCUAGGUACAAGACUGAACAAACUCAAUCAACAGCAACAAGUAGAGGACCGAGAGCACAAAUUAGACAAAAUAUUUGAAGAUGAGUAUACUGUUCCUAUGUCCUCUAGUUCAGGUGGAUCUCCAGAGACAAAGAACCAUGAGAAAGGUCAAGAUAUAGAGCUAGCUGAUCUUUACGCAUCCCACGAUUACCCAACGGACAUGGGUGGCGUGGUACAUUACAGCGAGCCCAGUGACGAAGAGGGUGAGCAAGAAGUUCAAGUUCCCGAGACACGGUCGAGAGAUAUCAAGUUUGUGGACUUACCAAAGCCACCCAACAAAAGAAGGAAUAAGGAUGUCGAGCCACGUGAUCUAUAUAUGUCCAUUUCUAUGAUGCAACAACAAAGAGAUAAUAAUAUUGCAGAGGACGAAUCUGGGCCGGCACUAGUUAUACAAGGCCCUGCAGAAAGGACGGGAAGCAAGCUCCCGGGCCAUAUUAGCCGCCAUGAGAAGGAAAUGAAACGCAAACAGCUGAAGAAAAUCAAAAAAAUGGAGAAAAUGCAAGACGAACACCCAUCCGCUUUUUCAAAGCCUCCAAAAGAAAAGUCUAUCCAGUUUCAAGAUCCAGCCAGACCACGCAAAAGUUCAACAAUUAAAUGGGAAUCACAAACUCCUGUUCCGGAGCCCGAAGCAGCAGAGGACGAAAGUGCGUUGAGCGAUGAAAUGAAUUCAAGCUUGGAAGACGCAGGUGAUGAUCCGCUAGCCAACGAUGAUGCUCUGAGCGAUGAGGAAAAUGGAGUGGGUUUUCGCCAUGUGGGGAGAACACAGUCUCAUGUCAUGGCGGUACCACAUGGAAAACAUGGAACCAAACUUGAUCGAAGGGCCCAUACUUUUGAUGUGCCAGUAGAGAAGAAACCGGAAUCGCACAAGAAAGGUGUCAAUAUAGUGAAGUCGCCAACUUUCGAUAAGAUGCUACGCAAAAAUAUGAAAGAUAAGUACAACAGAUUCACCAGAAUCGGGAGACGUUUUACAUCUUCUCGUACGGGCCAUUUCAAUGCCUUCACGGAUGAUAUCGAGACUUUAUCAGAUAAUGAUCUUGCUAGUUUAUAUUCAAGGUCUAGCAAACAUGCCCCGCCGAACUAUCUGUCCUGGACACCAACCAUUGGCAGAAAUUCCACUUUUGUGGCGUUAACAGAUGAACAGAAGGAAGAGUUAGGUGGUGUGGAAUACCGUGCUUUGAAAUUGCUCAGUACCAUUCUAGUUUCCUACUACAUUGGCUUCCACCUCGUGGGAAUCAUAUGCUUUGUUCCUUUCAUAACGAAGAGAAUGAAGUAUUUAAAUAUAAUUAGAAGCGACGGCGUCGCCCCCGCUUGGUGGGGAUUUUGGUAUCCCCAAACAUGUUUUAACGAUUUGGGAAUUACCCUUACCCCUGACUCAAUGUUGUCAUUCAAAGAGAACGCAUUUACUUUGAUUAUAGGAGGAUUCUUGAUCGUUGCUGGAAAUACAGGAUUUCCAAUCUUUCUUCGAUUCAUCAUUUGGGUACUACAUCGCUUCUCCAAGCCACUCACGCUGUACAAAGAGUCAUUGGCGUUUUUAUUAGAACACCCGAGAAGAUGCUUUACGUUACUGUUUCCGUCGGGGCCUACAUGGUGGCUGCUUUUUGUGCUGGUUGUGUUGAACUGCAUAGACUGGUUGCUUUUCAUCAUUCUGGAUUUCAACAAGAGCGUCUUGGAAAGCGUGAGACCGGGAUACCGCGUCUUGGAUGGACUUUUUCAGGCUAUAUCCACUAGGACAGCAGGCCUGUCAGUGGUGGAUUUGUCUCGGUUGAGUCCUGCUGUACAGGUGAGUUAUCUCGUGAUGAUGUACAUCUCUGUCAUGCCGUUGGCAAUAUCUAUUAGAAGAACCAAUGUCUACGAGGAACAGUCCUUGGGUGUUUAUUUUGACAAUAACGACGUUAGUUCCACAAACAAUGCGGACGAUAACAAUAACAAUAAUCAAAACGGGAAAAGCAACCAGACGAUAUCUUUCAUCGGCACACAUUUGCGCAAACAACUGUCUUUUGAUUUGUGGUUCUUGUUUCUUGGUCUGUUCAUCAUAUGCAUUUCGGAGGGUGGAAGAUUGAAUCAAGGUGAUAUACAUUUCACUAUUUUCAGCUGUCUUUUUGAAAUCACUUCCGCUUACGGUACUGUGGGCUUGAGUCUGGGUUACCCAAACACAACUCCCUCCUUUUGCGGUCAGUUCAACACUUUAUCUAAAGUGGUGCUCAUUAUCAUGAUGGUGAGAGGUAGACAUAGAGGUUUGCCUUACGCAAUAGACAGAGCUAUCAUGCUUGAGACCGACAAGAUCAAAAUGCGGGACGAUUUGCAAGCCCACCAUACUCUGAGACGGGCUCAAACUAUGCUUUCAAUGCCGACAUAUGCAUCAUCGCACCAUGGCCCUUUGCUGAGGGUCAAUACAACUCGAAACGAGGGAUUCGAUACGAGCAACAUCUGGCCAUUUUUGAAAAGGAAAGCUUCUGCGGUGGCUGGAGAAUUUAGAAGAAACUUGCAAACAAGGACUUAUGGUUCUGAGGAUGAAGAGGCCCUAGAGUUUGAUGAUGAGUCUGUUCCUUCAUACAACGGCUACAGAGAAGCGGAAAAUAACGAAAGGAAUGUGAUGGACAGAAAUAUAAAUGAAAGAUCUUCAUUGUCGCCAACUGGACCCGCAUCCGCAGACCCAUCUUCUAAGCCCAACCGCCACAAUUCACUUUAA